UUUUCUCAAUAUUUUGCAGAAUUGUGUGUACUGUAAGAUUUAAAGUUGAAUUAUUGACCCGCUUGGAAUGAGAUAGUUUAGUGACGAUUAGAGUUUUGUUACUUAUUAUCCAGUUAUUUUUGGCGUAUACUCAAGAAGUACAAUGGCGUCCAACCCACCUGCCAAAAUCGUUCUCAAAAGCUCAACCAAGGUCAGUCUUAAUGACCGUUUUUCUACGAUCAUGAAAACACAACGAACAACUUCCCAAACUGUGCGAGCUCAAAUGUCCAAUGAGAGAAUGGCAAGUGAAAAGAAUCGUCGACUCGCACAACAAAUGGAAAGACGGCCAGCAGUUGCUGCUGCGCUUGAUAAUAAGCCGGUGUCGAUUCGUGACAGAUUAGGAAGUCCUCCAGCACGAGGAAACGGGGAAUAAGACGGAAGGUUUCAAAGCCGUGGACAGUUCGUUCGAGGUGGUCGUGGUCGAGGAGGGUUUCCCAGUCCUCGCGGCAAUUCGUUAAAUAGAGGCCGCAAUCCAGGAAGACGUGGAUUUAUUCGUCCUACGAGAACUGGUAGAGGGCGUGGAACGGGUAUGAGAGGUAGAGGGCGUGGCAUAAGUCGUGGCAGAGGUCGGGGAGGUCGUCAAGGAAGAGGUGGAGCUAAUCGACGAGAACCUGCAGACAAAGACAAACUUGAUGAACAACUUGACAGUUAUAUGACUAAAACAAAAGGUGCAAUGAAUGCUGAGUUGGACAGCUACAUGGCCGAAAUGAACAAUUGAAUCCAAGAACAAUCAUGUGAUACUAUGGUUUCUUCAUUCGAGGGAGGCACCAUCCUUUUUGUAACAUUUGUUAUUCGAGUUGGUCUAACCACUGCUGUGCGUGUGUGAGUUUUAGAAUUUUAUAUCGAUUCAAGGUGGGUUAUACCAAAUAAUCCAUUACAAAAAGAUGGCUGUCAAUAGUCUUGUCUUUUAAAUUAGAAAAGCAAUAAUAAUCAUUUUUUCUCAUCUGGCUAUCUACAAUCUUGAUUACUUGGUAUAUAGGCAAUGUGUAGACAUUUGUGUAUGGUCUUUUUUGUAUUUCUCUGCUGUCCGUAUUCUAAAUUGAUUUUGUAAACAGCAAAACUGUCGCAUUCCUAUUUUUUUUGCUAAAUUAUGGAAUUUUUUACCACAUAAAUGACAGAUUUUAGGAACUGUUUUGAAAACUUUUCUGAUUUUGAAUUAUGUUUUGGGCCAAUGUCUAGUUGUCUUUAAAUGGAGAAAUUGUACAAAAUUCUUGUUUCCAAAAAUUUGAUGAUGAAUUAGUUUGACACAUAUUUUAUACUACAUUUAUGUUAUUCCAUUUCAAGAUUUAGACCGAUCUUAUUUCUGGUUUUCAAAAUUUAUUGUGCUUCAUUUGUUGAAAUGCAUUUACAAUUAUUUUUGAUAACAUCAUGUUUAUAGAGGUGAUUGGUGGUGGUAUAUUAUUGCUUGUGAUAAAUGAAUGGACAAUUGUAAUGCAUUCGCAAUUCAUUUUUAGAGUUGUAUUUAGAAUAUUGUAUCAUUGAGAAUACCUAGUUCUUUGAGGUGGAAUCGAAUCUAUCGACAUCUGAAAUAAUGACGAAGUAAUCUUGAACAUAUUUCAGGAGAAGAUUGGAUGCGGAAUUUUGUGACUUGCAAUCAUUCUUUGGGCUCUGAAUAUCUUGCUUCAAAUACCUGUGGUGGUAAUUUAUGGAAUGCAAGUCCACGGCUUAUUUGCUAUGAUUGAUACAGAUAUUGUUGCAUGACAUAUGAAAACACACACAAACUAUUGAGCAAUUUGUAAAUUGCUAUUCAUGAGCAAACACUACCACAGGUAUAAAGAUGUUUGCCCUAAGAAGCUUGUAUGAAGAUGAGUAAAUUAUGGACACUAACAUUUGAAGUUAAUCAACUCCUAGACUGAGGAUGCCGUAAUGAAGUGAAGAAGAAGAAUUUUAAAGUCUUCAACCAUUAAAGAGAAAUCAGGGUUCUGCUGCUAUCAAUAAUAAAAUUUCUUUUUAUGUGAUAUUGCAUUCAAUAUAUUUUGCUAUUAUUUUAUUUCUUCAAUAUGCAAUUUUUGUAAUUUUUUAUAUGCAUAGA
This is a messenger RNA of Styela clava, 2071 nucleotides long. RefSeq lists its product as uncharacterized. Lineage: Eukaryota; Metazoa; Chordata; Ascidiacea; Stolidobranchia; Styelidae. The record is from RefSeq and is a predicted model, not a curated record.